This is a messenger RNA of Aspergillus versicolor CBS 583.65, 1323 nucleotides long. RefSeq names its product phosphatidate cytidylyltransferase (gene cds1). The coding region runs from base 1 to 1323 and encodes 440 amino acids. Gene Ontology annotation, cellular component: endoplasmic reticulum membrane. The transcript is spliced from 3 exons. Gene Ontology annotation, molecular function: phosphatidate cytidylyltransferase activity. Lineage: Eukaryota; Fungi; Ascomycota; Eurotiomycetes; Eurotiales; Aspergillaceae. The record is from RefSeq and is a predicted model, not a curated record.
AUGUCGAAGUCUCGCCGGAGCGUUCGGUUUCAACAUCGGCCAUCCGAUGGUCGCCGGCCGAGUGUAUCAGAUGUCAGUGAUGCCGCUUCUGACCCAGGAAGCCCGUCACGGAAUGGACCCGUCGCUCAGCCCGCAACAAUACCGGAGGAGAAACCUGACGCCGAAUACCAAAAGAAAAGACAGACCUUUAUUACGCGCACGAUAUGGACAUUUGUCAUGAUUGCUGGCUUUUUUAUUGCCAUGUUUUCCGGCCACAUAUACAUCAUCGGUAUUGUGACUGCUGUUCAGAUUGUCUCGUUCAAGGAAGUCAUCGCUAUUGCCAACGUGCCGAGCAAAGAGAAGAACAUCCGUUUCACCAAGUCAUUGAACUGGUAUUUCUUGGGAACCAGCAUGUACUUUCUUUAUGGUGAAAGUGUCAUCUACUACUUUAAGCACAUUCUCCUGGUCGACCGAGUGCUGUUACCCCUAGCUACCCACCAUCGUUUUAUCAGCUUUACACUCUGGAUCAUGGGCUUUGUUUUCUUUGUUGCUUCUCUGCAAAAGGGCCACUACCGGUUCCAGUUCACCCAAUUCGCAUGGACUCAUAUGGCAUUGUACUUGAUUGUCGUUCAGGCGCAUUUUGUUAUGAACAACAUCCUAGAGGGCAUGAUCUGGUUCUUCCUCCCCGCAUCUCUGGUCAUCACAAAUGAUAUCUUCGCGUAUGUCUGCGGUAUCACUUUUGGUCGAACACAGUUGAUUCAGCUCUCACCGAAGAAGACUGUUGAGGGAUUCGUGGGCGCUUGGUUCUGCACCAUCGGUUUUGGCUAUUUUAUGACCAAUAUUUUGAUGCGCUACAAGUACUUCAUCUGCCCGGUUAACGAUCUUGGGUCGAAUGUCCUGACCGGGUUGGAGUGUGAGCCCAACCCAGUCUUCGUCCCUCAGCCCUUUGAAAUUCCCGACUGGACCGGAUUUGGUAGGACAUUCUACCUUGCCCCGAUGCAACUCCAUAUCCUCCUUUUUGCCACUUUUGCCUCCUUGGUUGCUCCUUUCGGUGGAUUCUUCGCUUCAGGUCUUAAACGGUCUUUCAAGAUCAAGGACUUUGGCGAGUCUAUUCCAGGCCACGGCGGCAUCACGGAUCGGAUGGACUGCCAGUUCAUUAUGGGAUUCUUCGCGUACAUGUAUUUCCACAGCUUCAUUGCCGUUUACAAGGCGAGUGUAGGAGAUAUUAUCGAAACCGCCAUCACUGGACUGACCAUUGACGAACAAAUGGAAGUCGUCCGUGGACUCAGCAAAUACCUAUACAACCAGGGGACACUCUCUGAGUCGGUACGUACUCUAAUCUAA